UUCCCUUCCAGAAGGAUAACUAAAGAAUGGCACGGAUAAGAAAAAUUAUUCGAUUCUUUUUGGCUUUAAGUCUUGCCGGUGCCAUAACAACCAUUAUAGUCACACGCUGGCUCACUCCGACAGUCUGGCGUAGCCCUGUCCUCGCCACACAGACCCUGCCACCCACCCAUGGCUUCCUGAUCGACACCCCAGCAUGUCGCAUACCCAACCUAGAUCCUUUCGACAGCUCGAUUUCAAAAUUUAUUCGACGUCAAGGGAAGAUUCUGUGUUCCGGGAAGCCGUCAAUAACAUACGAAGAUGGCAAUGUUCUACGAAUCAAUUGGACAACAGUGAAGAAUUUCUAUGGAGGUGAUUUUAAGCACUGUAUAUAUCAACCAAUCAUGCGAAACCAGUCCGAUUUCAAGUUCUUUUAUGACAAGUUUCGAGAUACCUUUAACCAAGAUGUUGAGAUUUCAGAGGAGUUUGUAAGAAUCUAUUGUAUAAGCAAUUCUGAGAGUACGAUUAACACCAAUUUCCAUUCGCUGAUUAUUCCCAAAGAGGCUGUGGAUGAAAGAUGUGAGAAAAAUAUUAAACAUCAUGUAACGAUUAACAAGCCAAAGGAAAUAAUGAAUGUUGUCAUGAUUGGAGUUGACUCUAUGUCCAGGUUAAAUUUUAUGCGACAGAUGCCAUUGUCGAGAACAUACCUUCUUGAGGAUUUAGAAGCUAUAGAAAUGUUGGGAUACACUCAAGUUGAUGAUGGUACUUUUCCCAAUAUUGUAUCAUUGACAACGGGCAAAUCUCUUGCCGAACUUCCUUGGAAUAGAACGAUGUCAAGAAAACCGUUUGAUGGCUAUAAUUUUAUAUGGAAGAAUUUUUCGAAUUGUGGGUAUAGAACUCUGUAUGCAGAAGAUGCUCCUGAUAUGAAUGCAUUUACACUUGCAAAGGAGGGUUUCCACUUUCCCCCGGCAGACUAUUACAACAGGGCGUUUACUGUUGCUAUGGAGAAAGAUGGGUCGGUCUGGAACCAUAAUCAUCAUUGUGUUGGUGACAGGUUGGAGACGGACAUAGUGUUGAAAUAUGCGGAAGAUUUCUCGUUACUUUACCGAGACAAGCCUCACUUUGGAUUUUCAUUCCUAACGAGGCUCAGUCACGACGAUGCUAACGGCGCAGGCGCAGCCGAUGAUCCUCACUUCCGCUAUCUUCAGCGAAUACACAAGUCCGGCCUUCUUGAAAAAACGAUUUUGAUUUAUUUUAGUGACCAUGGCAGCCGCUUCGGGCUUAUACGGAACACAUUUGUUGGAAGAUUUGAAGAGCGCUUGCCUUUUAUGUUUUUUGUACUUCCUCAGUGGUUUAAGAAAAAGUAUCCAAACUUAAUUGAAAAUAUGAACACAAAUUCUCACAGACUGACGACUCCGUUUGACGUGUAUGAAACUCUGAAGGACAUGUUGUAUUUCGAUGGGAACGUUAAACAAUCUAGUGUGACGGAUCGUGGUAUUAGCCUGUUCAGUGAAGUACCACGUGACAGGUCAUGUGACGCUGCUGGCAUCUUGCCUCAUUGGUGCACGUGUUUAGAAAGGGAAUAUGUCCCUGUAACAUCAGUUAAUAUAACCAACGCAGCUAAAAGUAUCCUAAAUCAUAUCAAUAAAGAACUCUCCUAUUAUGGUCAUCUUUGUGAAGUUUUAAAAGUUCAAGAAAUCAAAGAAGCAGUUUUGAUGAUCCCAAACAAAGAGGUCCUUAACUUUUGGGGAAAAGAGACAUAUAAGUCAGUGUUGACAUUUCAGUUGACGUUCGUGACAUCCCCAGGGGGAGGGAUGUUUGAGGGGACCGUCACUCUGGACGAAACAACUGGAAGAUAUUCCACAGCAGGUGACAUUAGCCGAAUCAACAGAUAUGGAGACCAGUCAAUAUGUAUCGAUGAUUUUCAUUUAAAAAAAUAUUGUUAUUGUAAGACUGCAAGACAAUAA
Messenger RNA from Haliotis rufescens (red abalone), 1943 nucleotides. RefSeq lists its product as uncharacterized. Bases 27 to 1943 code for a protein of 638 amino acids. The record is from RefSeq and is a predicted model, not a curated record. The transcript has a single exon. NCBI's taxonomy places the organism in Eukaryota, Metazoa, Mollusca, Gastropoda, Lepetellida, Haliotidae.